GACAGCGCCAGAUGACGUAGAGUGAAAACAUCCAUUCCGGGAGAGUGAAGAGAACACAUUUGCUGAAAGGCAGUUAGAAAUUAAAAGGGUGCGCCUGCUGGACGUGGUGUGUCCGAAAUCGAACAGAAAAACCAUACUUUCCUCUUCAAUAAUGUGUUUUAUACUUUAACAGUGCGAUUGUCGAUUGUUCGGACCACAGCCGUGCCGAUCGUAAUGCAUCUAAAGACUUUUCUAGUGUAGUAUACGAGAUUUUUGUGUUUUAUUGUGGUGUGUUGGAAAUUUUGGUGAAGCAAAAUGGCGCAUCCUCUGCCCCCUUCGGUGAAUUGCUCGCUGAACGAUAUAGAUUUAACUGCUCUAAAGGACCCGGCAGGAAUAUUCGAGUUAAUAGAAGUGGUCGGCAAUGGCACAUAUGGACAAGUAUACAAGGGCCGUCACACGAAAACCGGCCAGCUGGCCGCCAUAAAGGUGAUGGACGUGACGGAGGACGAGGAGGAGGAAAUCAAGUUGGAAAUCAACGUGCUGAAACGGUACUCCGAUCACCGGAACAUAGCCACGUAUUACGGGGCGUUCAUAAAAAAAUCGCCGCCCGGCAAGGACGACCAACUGUGGCUCGUCAUGGAGUACUGCGGGGCAGGUUCUGUAACCGAUUUGGUAAAAUCCACCAAAGGCCAAUCUCUGAAAGAAGAAUGGAUUGCCUAUAUCUCCAGGGAAAUGUUAAGGGGGCUUUCCUACCUGCAUUCAAACAAAGUCAUACACAGGGACAUUAAGGGGCAAAACGUCCUUCUGACGGACAACGCUGAAAUUAAAUUGGUUGAUUUCGGUGUGUCGGCUCAGCUAGAUAGAACAAUUGGCAGACGUAACACCUUCAUUGGCACGCCAUAUUGGAUGGCUCCGGAAGUAAUAGCUUGCGACGAGAAUCCGGAAGCGACAUAUGACAAUCGUAGCGAUUUGUGGUCUUUGGGAAUCACAGCUUUGGAAAUGGCGGAAUCUCAACCCCCACUGUGCGAGCUGCAUCCAAUGCGCGCCCUCUUCCUGAUCCCCCGUAACCCUCCUCCGCGGCUGAAGAGCCGCAAGUGGAACAAAAAGUUCCAAUCGUUCAUCGAAACAGUAUUAGUCAAGGAUUACCACGACCGGCCCUACACCGAACAACUCCUCAAACACCCAUUCAUAAGGGACCAGCCCACAGAAAGGCAAGUUAGGAUACAACUGAAAGAUCACAUUGACAGGUGUAAAAAGCGGAAGCAAGAGAAAGAAAGGGAAGACUACAGGUAUUCUGGUUCGGAAAAUGAGGAGGAAGAACCUCAAAUCGCCGGAGAGCCUAGUAGUAUUGUGCAAGCACCAGGUGGCGACACUCUUAGGAGGAAUUUCCAACAAAUACAAGAAGGACGCACUCUAAGUCAGGCAGUAGAACCGCCCCCAAGAGGUGGCAAAAAGGACAAAGAAGAGAUCCCUGAGCCAGGCCCACCUGCUAGACCUUCCAUACCACCCAGAACCAUCGUGGUACCCGAACCAGCGGCGCCACCUAGAAGACCCCUGCCACCCCCUCCAGACAACAAUUUCGCCGCCUCCAGAUCUCAACAACAACAGCAACAACAGAGGCAUUCACAAUCACAAAACAUGUUUAAACCUAUGGGUCCUGCACGCAAGCCUGAGGAGUUGGACGCGCUAGCCGCCCACCUAAACGAAUUGGGCAUACAGCCGGAAGCGCCGCCUAGGAACAACCGCAACAACAAGCAGUCGCAGUCGGCGGUGAACAACAACGUUUCCACCCCCAGCUCGGCCAGCAACCAUUCGACCCCGAACCAGGCCAACAGCGGAAACAACAUCGACAGUCUGGUCGACAGCGAGAGCGAUUCCGAGCCGGAAGACAACGGGAGAGUGAGGAACGACGGCACGCUACUGGCCAGCGACCCCCCCAAGCCACUGGCCGGCCUGGGCGCGGUGCCCGAGAGCUCCGCGGGCGUAUCUAGUCCGGGGGCGACGGGGGGCUCCGGUUCUUCCUCCGGAAGCGCCCCCAACCGCCCCUUGCCCCCCACCCCCGACGACGACGAAUCGCAAGGCGACAAAACGCUCGUGCUGAGAAAGUUGUCGGCCAGUCUGUCAAAAAAUGUCGAGGAUAUAGACGAGGCAACGCUGCUGAAAGAUUGGGAUUUCGAUAAGUUUUUCCCGAGCAAAAUGGCGAACGGACAGCAACCUAAAAGUAGCACGCCGAAAUCGAAAAUCGAAGAGAAAGGGCACAGAAGGAUGGAGAGCGACUCGAAAAUAUCGAACCCGUUUUUCCGCGGGUUCCGACGGGAGAACUCCGACUUUUUCCCGAUGAGCUCGCGGCACUCCGCGAUUUUCAUCGACCAAAAGGCCCGAAGCUCCGGCAUUUUUAACAGGCGCGGCUCCGACGCGGGCGUAAACAAGAAGGGCGAGCCCGUCUUGAUGGACUACGUGAAGAGAACGCAAUCGCCGACCAAAGGCGUCGUAAAUAGCGAGGCGAAGAGCAAAAACUUGUUCAAAGAGAGCUUCAUGCGGCCGCGCAGGGAAAAAACCGAGUCGGACAUCGUGCUGCGCAAUUCGGAGGCGCGCAGAAGCAUCCGCGAGACUCUGGAGGCGCGCAGGAAAGACAUGGAGAAUCGCUUUACCCGCGAAAUCGAGUCGAUACGCAGGCGCAGCGCGCGCCCGUCAGAUGGCAGCACAAUGAAUCUGUCCACCGGGACUAGCUCUUCCAAUGAAGAGGGAUACGUUUUCACGCAGAACGGACGAAGUGGUGAGCAUACAAGGCAAAGUAGCGUUCUACCUGAUCUUUUGAGUCAAGCGAGUGGUAGCCCUGGCACGCCAUCUGCCAGGGAAAAAUCUUCUAGUGAGGAGCCCCACAUUUUCCCUCGCGAACACGCCACCCCCAUUUUGCACGCUAAUGCUCUCGCUUUGCAACAGAAGCAGCGUUCGUUCCUGGCAUUCGGAUUCGGCGCCAGUUCGCAGCCGUCGCGACGCGAGUCUCACGUCAACGUGAACGUGACGCCGACGUCGCACGACAUCACCUCGGACACCCCUGAAAUCAGGAAGUACAAGAAGCGGUUCAACAGCGAGAUCCUAUGCGCCGCCUUGUGGGGCGUGAACCUUUUAAUCGGCACGGAACACGGGCUAAUGCUUUUAGACAGGAGCGGUCAAGGUAAGGUGUAUCAGUUGAUAUCGAGGAGGCGGUUCCAGCAAAUGGAGGUGCUCGAAGGGCAAAACAUCCUGGUUACGAUUUCCGGAAAGAAAAAUAGGGUCCGAGUGUACUACCUAAGCUGGCUGAAGAGCAAAAUUUUAAGGACUGACGGUGUCAGCGACCAAGUGGAACGUAGAAACGGCUGGAUCAACGUGGGCGAUCUUCAGGGCGCGGUUCACUUCAAAAUCGUGAAAUACGAACGCAUCAAGUUCCUGGUGAUAGCGCUGAAAGACAGCAUCGAGAUAUACGCGUGGGCGCCGAAGCCCUACCACAAGUUCAUGGCCUUCAAGUCCUUCGGCGAACUGACGUUCAGGCCGCUGCUGGUGGACCUCACCGUGGAAGAGGGCACCAGGUUGAAGGUGAUCUGCGGAAGCUCCGACGGCUUCCACGCCGUAGACCUGGACUCCGCCAACGUCUACGACAUCUACAAGCCUAAACAUAUACAAGGGGGUAUAAGUCCGCAUUGUAUAGUUGCGUUGCCUAAUACCAACGGUAUGCAGCUGUUACUUUGCUACGACAAUGAGGGGGUUUACGUGAAUACCUACGGGCGUAUAGCCAAGAAUAUGCUUCUACAAUGGGGCGAGAUGCCCACAUCAGUGGCGUACAUCGGCACCGGGCAGAUAAUGGGCUGGGGCAACAAGGCAAUAGAAAUCCGUUCGGUGGAAUCGGGCCACCUGGACGGCGUGUUUAUGCACAAGAAGGCGCAACGCCUCAAGUUCCUCUGCGAGCGCAACGACAAGGUCUUCUUUUCGAGCGCGAAGAGCGGCUCGAACUGUCAAAUUUACUUUAUGACACUCAACAAGCCGGGCAUGGCCAACUGGUAAAGCGGCGCGCACGCGCACCAAGCACUGCCCGCUGGUUACAGUCCCCUGGCAAUUUUUCGGACUGGCUCGCGUAUUUACUUUAAUUUUUGGGGGUUUGUGGUUUAGUCGAUAUCUUCUCGCAAAAAUACAUUUUUAAACUGCAAAAGUGUUUUUGUUUUAAUGGAAUUGCGUUAAAAAUGCGUAUCAGGACGAUAUUUUGGGAUGAAAUAAUAUAGAAUAAAAAAUAGUGAUGGAAAAUUGAAAAUAUCUCGAAAACAGUACUGUAUAGAAUGUUGAAAUUUUAACACAUUAUUCUUAAUGAUAUCAUUCAACUUUCUACCAAAUUGCUAUAAUACUUUCAAAGUUAUACGCAAAAAUGUGUCAAUAUCAACUUUUUCCUUCAUUUUCUAAAAUUGUGGAGUAUUUUAAGUUUUGAAGAUGGAAUGUGAAAAAUUACAAUAAAAAUAUUAUUCUUUAACUAUAUUCCAAAUUUUAUUAAUUUAGCACUAAUAUUUUAAAAGUUAUAUGCAAAAAUGUGUCAUAAAAAAUUGGUUUGUGUGAAUUUUGAAAAUUGUAAAUAUCUCAAAAACAGUAAUGUAUAGAAUGUUGAAAUUUUAAGAAAUUUUUAUUAAUGACAUCAAUCAACUUUCUACCAAAUUGGUACCUUCUAGCUAUAAUACUUUCCAAGUUAUAUGCAAAAAUGUGUCAUUAUCAACUUUUUCCUUCAUUUUCUAAAAUUGUGGAUUAUUUCAAGUUUUAAAGAUUAUAUGUUAAAAUAUAAAAUUUCCACUGCUAAUAUUCCAAAUUUUAUUAAUUUAGCACUAAUAUUUAAAAAGUUAUAUGCAAAAAUGUGGCAACAAAAAAUUGGUUUGUGUGAAUUUUGAAAAUUGUAAAUAUCUCAAAAACAGUUGUGUAUAGAAUGUUGAAAUUUUAACAAAUUAUUCCUAAUGACAUCAUUCAACUUUCUACCAAAUUGGUACGUUCUAGCUAUCAUGCUUUCAAAGUAAUACGCAAAAAUGUGUCAAUAUCAACUUUUUCCUUCAUUUUAGAAAAUUGUGGAGUAUUUUAAGUUUUGAAUAUGGAAUGUUAAAAUUUACACUAAAAAUAUUAUUCUUGAACUAUAUUCAAAAUUUUAUUAAUUUAGCACUUAUAUUUUAAAAGUUAUAUGCAAAAAUGUGUCAACAAAAAUUUGGUUUGUGUGAAAUUUAAAAAUUGUAAAUAUCUCAAAAACGAUAAUGAAUAAAAUGAUAAAAUUUUAAUAAAAUAUUCUUAAUGUUAUCAUUCAACUUUUAACCAAAUUUCUAAUUUCUAGCUAUAAUACUUAUACGCAAAAAUGUGUUAAUAUCAAAAUUUUGCGACUUAUUCGGCUCAUUUUUGCAAUAAAACUUUGAUUACACCAUGGUUGUAAUCAAAUUUUUUUUGUGAUAAAUUCAAUUUUAUCGAUCUUAAAGUUUUUUUAACGCGAUUUCAUUAAUCACUUCUGUAGUUCAGUUUUGUGAGAGGGUAUUGAUUAUUUUACAAAUUUACAAAAUUAAAGAAAGUCCAAUAAAUUGGCCAGGGGCUGUAUAUAUAUAUAUAUAUAUAUAUAUAUAUAAAUAUACAUAUAUACCUAUUAUAAGCGCCAUCUAUAGUUGUACAGUUAAAUUAAAUAUAAAAAUACGAUUAACUAAUAAACAACAGCUGGAAAAUUUGGACCCUCUAUUUUUAGGUUUAGUGAACAAUUCAGUGAGUUUCCUUUAAACUUUUCAUUGGAUUAUUAUCAUUAUUUAUUAUUUUGUAGGGUAGCUUUUUUAUAUAUUCGUAAAAAAAGUACAAUAUUAUUUUACAAACUGAUUGUUCUCGGCUUCGAAAAAAUAGAAGGGGAGCUCUGUACGGUAGAAACACGUCGUGUAGGUUUUAAACUGGGAGAAUGGUUAUUAUUAUUACAGUACAAUUACAUUGAUCAAAAGUUUUAAGGAAAUAUUCAACUUUUAAACAGAAAAAAGAAUGGUGCGGUAAGUAUCUUUUUGCAGAAAAACACAAAUUUGUAACUUUUGGUCAAAAAGUUAAAAUUUUAUUUUAAUCUGUUUAAGAGUGGAGCAUUUUCUUGUUGUCCUUGCUGGAAUCAAACCUAUGUUUAAUUUAUUAGUACUUAAUUAAUUAAAAUCAUCAUCUUAGAGUUCUUUUUGUACAUUUUACCGAAAACUGACAAUUUUAAAUAAAGUGAAUUUUAUUUAAAUUAUUGACAGCCCUUAGAAACUCCACUUUGAUUCCAACAAGACAAAAAUGUACAAUUUAGCAAUAAACCGAUUUUUUUUUGUAACCCUAUUUGUGUUUAGUCUGUGUAUGUUUUUGUAUAAAUUUAUUUGGAGAACGCGCAUUUAAAAAAAUCAUUGGUGCCAACCAAGUGUUAGUGAAAUGAUAAAAUGCUCACUAAACUAUAGAUAAGUAAUAUUAUUGGUAUGUCUGUGACUUGUCUUUUUGGACGAGUUACCGACAUCGUUUUUUGUACAUACAAAAUUUAUAAUGCAAGUAGUAAUACCAGCACAGUAAAAUUAAUAAAGAAAACCAGUCUCUAUUUGUUCUUAAUUUUUCCCAUAGUUAUUUUAUAAAAUUUGCACAUAUACAUGUUUAUUAAGUUAUGCAUUGUAUAGUUGAUUUAUUAACCAUUUUUCGGUUACUAAAUGAACUAUACAACACAAACUAGUUAUAUUUAGUUUUUUUACUAUAGUUUUGCUUAUAUAAAGACUGUUGAUGUAAUUUUUUAAAUAUUAUUUCGAAAACAAACUUCUAUAAAUAUUAUCAUUUAAUAAAAUAAAUGUUAUGGAACACAAAUCACCCCUACUUAUAAAAGUCACUCAAACCAAGUUGUCUAUAUAAAAAAUAAACUGUUGUUGUGAUAUAAAUAUAAACACUGAUACUGCUGGGUGUUUUGUGUUGCUGCAGGUGAGGUAAAAUAAAUUGGAAAUGUUUAUCCACUGUAUAUACUGGAUUUUUUAUAUAACUUAAAGAGUGGAUAAGUGUUUUUCAUCCCCGCGCAUUUCUAUGUGUAUGUCAGCGCGAUACUUUGCAUAUAAUGCAUGUCUUUUUUAUUUGUAAGUCAUUCUAUACCUACUUAAUCGUUUUUUUGUUUAUAUUUUCCAAAGAGAUGGUAUUAGUGUGAUUUUUAAUUAUAGAAAUAAUU
Messenger RNA from Brassicogethes aeneus, 7162 nucleotides. NCBI's taxonomy places the organism in Eukaryota, Metazoa, Arthropoda, Insecta, Coleoptera, Nitidulidae. The record is from the annotation of a GenBank genome assembly.